GGCGGGGCAAGACAGAAACGCACGGCACGCAUCCCCGCACACACACGCGCGCACACACACAAACACACGAACUCUCACCGAGCUCUUCUCCGACAGCGGAGAGAGGGCGAGUGAGCGCAGAGAGGCAUAAACAAGGCGGGAGCGAGAGAGAGAGACCAUAGGAACGCAGCGGCUUGUGGCGCGUGUGCGUGCGUGCGUGUGUGUGUGCGCGUGUAGGUACGCUCGCUCGCUCGCUCGCUCCGUGGUACAAGCGACUGGCGGGGCGGAUAUGGAGGGGCUCGGGAAAAACGCUGGGAACUGACCGAGCUCGGAGACGAAGAGAGGGGGAGAGAGAGAGAGAGUGAGAGAGAGAGAGAAGACGGACGGACAGCACGGAAGGAAGGAAGGAAGGAAGGAAGGACAGGAGGAGAGGAGGAGAGAGAGAAGUCUGACAGAGGAGAGGAAGAGUGUGAAGAAGGGGCUCGUCUGGAACACGCAAGGAUCCUAAGGAGUGAGCCCUGGGCUGGAUGGGACCCACCAUGCCCCCCAGCAAGAAGGCCCAGAGCCCCAGUAGUGGAGCCAGUGCCUCGCAGGGCAUGAGCCCGCCGUACCGGCAGGGGGACGCCGCCACCGCCGCGUCUGAGGCUGAGGCGGCCGACCUCUCACUGUCCCUCUCCGCCUCCUUCUCCAAGGCCGAGGACGAGGAGCUCACCAGCCUCUCCUGGCUCCACGAGAGCACAGACCUCCUCAACAGCUUCAGCCACUCGGGGCUGCGCAGCGUCUCCCCUCUGCAGGACCCUGACGGGCAGCACCCGCGUUCGCCCUCCUCCUCGUCUCCCUCCCCGGACGACGCCCUGCUCGGCGACGGACACUCGGUGUACGACUUGGCAGCAGGCGCCAACCGAAAGCCGCCGUACUCCUUCAGCUGCCUGAUCUUCAUGGCCAUUGAGGACGCGCCGAACAAACGGCUGCCUGUUAAGGAUAUCUACGGCUGGAUCCUGGAGCACUUCCCAUACUUUGCAAACGCCCCCACAGGCUGGAAGAACUCGGUGCGCCACAAUCUGUCGCUGAACAAGUGCUUCAAGAAGGUGGAUAAAGACCGGAGCCAGAGCAUAGGCAAAGGCUCCCUGUGGUCCAUAGAUCCGGAGUAUAGGCACAACCUGAUCCAGGCACUGAAGAAGACGCCGUACCACCCCUACUCGCCCGGCCUGGCCACCCCCUCCACCUCUCCGCCCACCCUGCCGCAGACAUUUCACCACAGUGGCGGACGGUGGGAGGUUGUCAUGAGAAAUUACCCCCGUGGACCACAGCAGCGAGGCUGUAAUUCUCUGAGUCCUCCGUUGUGGUCGGGGAGUCCCCUCUUCAGAAAGAACGGAGGAGUUCUCCUACAAGUUCCCCGCGGCGUCAUCCAAAAUGGCGCCCGCGUCAGGAGCCAGGCCCUCUUCCCCGUGAUCAGACCCCUACCCGUAAGCCCUGUGGGGAGCAGAACCUCGGCCAUAAGAUCAUCCCUGGGAGAUUAUCUAAGUCGAGGACAGGACAGCCCAUCCUGCUAUUCGCCUCCGCCCUGCGGCGAGGACCUCCAGGAUGACCACACUUACAGCACCGCCAAAUCCCCCAGCAGGCUGUGCUCUUCCCAGGUCGCGGCCUCUUCCUGCCCUCUGGACGACGACGACAUCAUCGCCGUGGAGAUCCAGUCGGACGUCAAAACCGAGCCCCGGGAGAUCCCACUGGAUUCCCACCUCGCCGCCGCCGCCUACAUUUCCCAGCAGCCCCUGCGCGGACAGAGACGUAGCUCGGGGUCGGGCGCGGGGACGCUGGCGGGCAGCAGUUUGCCCUGGACCAAAAGCCGAGCGAGGGGCAUAAGCGACACGCUGCCGCUGAAAAAGCGGCGCGCGGCGGCGGUGGAGAAGCCGCCGGAGAGCGACGACGAGGAGAUGAAGGAGGCGGCGGGGUCGCUGCUCCACCUGGCGGGGGUCCGAGCCUGCCUCAACAACAUCACAAACCGCACCGCCAAGGGCCAGAAGGAGCAGAAAGAGGCCCUGAGAAACUAAUACACACACGUAGAACAAGUACAUAGUCAUGCAAACACACAGACAGUAUACAGUUCAACGCACGCCCACACACACACACACACGCACACAUUAACACACAAAACACACACAUACAAUACACAAAUAGGUCAACAGGUAAAGUUACGACAGCAUUACUCUCAACGGACUCUUCUCAUCUCCCUCUAUCUAUCUGCAGGGCAUUAGGUGAAUCCUACUUAUUUGUGGCAAUAUCAAAAAUCUAUGUUUUCCUACAUGUUCAGCAACACUAACAUCAAUGGGUAUUUCUCAUGUGUCUCUGUUGUUUUGUUGUUUAAAAAGGGGAUGAAAGCCAUAAAAAAAAACACACGAGCAUGUUUUGUCACUAAUUUGGAAAAGUCGAAACCCGACUUAACUGAAUCACAUCGAGGGAGCGCGCGGCGCGGUACCCGAGCGGGAGGUGGCCGUUUGUCCUACCUGUUUGUUCCCAUGUGAAUCUGUAGCAAUCUUGCAGCGAUGCCGACGGGGGCGAGUCGCGGGGGAGGGGGGGGGGGCCCUCUCGGCCGCUCGCAGGCGUCACUCUCCGACAUCCACGAGCACAAAUGUGAGACUGUGCCAAAGAUAAGCGACCAGGUUGCUUCAUGUAGCCGAUACGACAGCUGACAAAAAAAAGAAGAAGAAGAAGAAGAAGGCAUAGUGGUGAAGAAGAGCGAGAGUGAGGACGACCUUGAGUGUCGAAAUAAUUGUAAAACCCAAUGUGAUAUAUAUAUUCAUGCACUUAAGAUUAUUUUACGCCACUUAUAAUAAAAACAUCAUGGGUAAAGACAUGGUUUAUUUCAAGAGCACUCAUAGUAUUUAAGAAUAGAUAUAUUAAAAUGAAAAAGAAAAAAAAAAGGGGUAAUGUUUAUCACCAUAGAGAUGGAUAGUGUGCCGGGUCUGAGGCAAUAUCUCCUUCAUUUUGUUGUUGUUGUUGCAUAAUGUAAACGUCCCUGAGAACCCCCCCCCCCCCCAAGUACUUCUGUCCAUAGACGUAGUCACCCGGUAUAGAUACCAUAGCUGCCAGUAGCUGCCACACCUUCCUCUUCAUUUGACAACGUCAAAGAAAACUAUAUACAUGAACUGUGGGGUUUUUAGAUUUUUCCCGUUCCGUGUCUGUUUACCCUCCACUCUACCCUCAUAAAGAUAUAAGCAAUUUGUCCCGCGCGGGCAACUCUGUAAAAAGGUUAGAAAAUAUUUUAUUUUUUUCCUUUCUUAAUUGAAGCAAUUUGACCUGCAGGACUUUCUCAGUUAUAUUGCAUGGGUGCUUGUAAAUAAGAUAAAAAGCAAAUCUUUUUUAUUCAAAGAUCAUGUAAGAUAAACAAUGUAUUUAGCAUGAAGCAUGACUUAUUUUCAUAUAAACCUUGAUCCUAGAGGAAAGAAAAAAAAGUUUUGCCGCCAAUUCUUAUACCCGUGGUUAUAUUGGAGUUUUUUGGUUUUCUUUUUGUUUUCUUUUCUUUAAAUCUUUUUGGGGUUUCUUGUUUUUUCUGAGCGGGCUUUCAAAGACACAUCUUCAGGGAGGAAUGUUGGGAGAUCACUCUGCAAUUUAAGGCCCCGGGGGGCCACCUCCGGGGUUCGGGGUUCAGGCUCUGUAGGCCAGCUCACUCACCUCGUAUGGGGUGGGCUUCAAUCUUCUUCUGCCUGUACAGUGAUAUUUUAUUUUUAUUUUUAUUUUUAUGUUUUUUUCGGUGUUCAGUGUUAACCCCAGUGUUAUUUCAGAACACGCCUGUAGAGUGUGUGCGUUUGUGUGUCCAAGGGACACACACCCUUUAACAUUGUGCCUGCCUGCCUGCCCUCGUCACCUCUGUUGUAUGACAGAACGUUACUCGUCUUUAUUUAUAACAUUAUUGUCGUCGUUUUUUUUAGGUUUUUUUAUUUUCUCUCUCUCUCUCUGUGUGUAAAUGUACACGUGUCCUUUAUUUUCCAUCAGCAGUGUUCAGUGUUUAACGUGCGGAUCAGACGGGAAUAGGAAACUUCCAGACAGAACCUCAUGCCUCUAAAAAAAAAAAGUUCGAAAAAAGGCUUCAUGGGAGUUGAAUUGAAAAGGAGGAGGGAUGUAGGAGAUGGCAUCAAUGACACAAUUAACGUCUUUUUUUUAUAAUUGACAUACAGUAUUUUUUAACCCUUUGAUUGAAGGUAUUACAUGUGGAUUGUGAAGCUUUGCAUUCAGUCCAUCAUAUGUUUGUCUCGAGAGCCCAGUCUGGAGAUCGGAGUUAGAUUCUUUGCCACUCAACUACGUGUCUGCGAAUCUCCCUUCGCAUUGAUCGAAAUUUGCAGGAGACGUUUUCUUGCGUCAGAAGGCUUAUAGACACUGCACUGCCGUUACUGGGCAUGCGCUCCCUAAAUCUGCUGUGAAUCAUAGCGUUCAUUUUUCCCUCACUUGCACAGAUGCUAAAAAAAAAAAGAAGAGAUUUGUUGGAGGAAAACAAAGGCUGGGUUCUGGGUGUAGCAGCAGAGUCACACGAGGUUCUUGUUUGACGCCGAGUGAUCGUCAGCGAUCCGAGCAGGCAAAAACAAAAUGCAUGUCCCAUCCACUGGUACAGUCCUUUGCCACCUGUAGCAUGCAUCACUGGCUUUGUAUUUCGUAUGGUGUCCAAUGCCGGCAUAUUUAAAAAAAGAAGAAGAAAAAAAGGCUAAAAGGAGACACUGUCAGUGUUCUUGUUGUGUGCCAUCCGUCUCUCGUCUGAUAUCUGUCUGAGUGCUCCCGCGGCCCCGGGGUCAAGCACUCUGCUGUAUUCUUGCAGCAACAAUCCACUGUUGUGGUGACUAAUAACGUGUUCGGUUGGCAAGAGGCAUGUCGGGGGGAGAACGCGUUGCUUUAGCAACCGCCCUUUUUCCUCUCUCCUCUGACUCACUCGGUGACACGCGGGAAAGGUGAGCCCCGUGACCUGCGCGUCCCGGGAAAACACGACACAUAAAUACAUACCUGGGACGAUUUUAAAGCAACAGGAAAAAUUCACUUUACUGCCUGAAAAGCCCCUUUAAAAUAAGUGUUUCUUUUCAAACCUGCCAAACAUACAGUGAGACGCUGUAAGAGAUGUAGUGGCCAUGUUCAUGUUCGGUUUUGUUUUCUCUCUGAUGAAUUUAUCUACAAUACUGCCAUUCUUUUUUUUCUGUGACUGUCUCAGCUGAAUAUUGGAAAGCCAUAGGUUAGAGAUGUCAAAAUGCAAAACUGUUAUUGAUCCGUGAGAUGUGAUGCAGAGUGCGCCCAGGUGUUGGGGUUCUUUUUUUUGUUGUUUUUUUUUUUUGUUUUGUUUUCCCAGUAAAUGUUAAAUUCUCUCCUUAUUGUGCAAUCAUAUUGCCAAAGAAUGAUUUCAAGACCUAUUUCAUCACUACGUGUAAAUAUCAACGUUGUCCAAUACCGUGGCAAAAAAAAUAUAUAAAUGUCGUUUUAUUUUGUUUCCAUUUUUCUGAAAAACUACAAUGAUGUUUAUGUGAUGUAUUGUCUUCCAGUUGGUUGCAAUAAUAAAAAAAAAAAAUACAAGUUGCA
Scophthalmus maximus (turbot) is the source of this 5532-nucleotide messenger RNA. RefSeq names its product checkpoint suppressor 1 (gene ches1). The record is from RefSeq and is a predicted model, not a curated record. The coding region runs from base 507 to 2030 and encodes 507 amino acids. Gene Ontology annotation, cellular component: nucleus. Gene Ontology annotation, molecular function: cis-regulatory region sequence-specific DNA binding; DNA-binding transcription factor activity. Lineage: Eukaryota; Metazoa; Chordata; Actinopteri; Pleuronectiformes; Scophthalmidae. The transcript has 7 exons. Gene Ontology annotation, biological process: regulation of DNA-templated transcription.